UUCUUGUUCUAAUUAAUUAACCCUUGAAGCACAAGAAGAAAGAGCAUUCCAAAGAUGGUAACUUGCGUUUCCAUAGCUUUGCUGAUAGUUUUGUCAUGUGUGUGCAUUCAUCAGUCAGAAGCUCAGCUUCAAGUAGGGUUUUAUGCAACCUCAUGCGCGACUGCCGAGGUUAUUGUGAAGGACGAGGUUCAAAAAGGGUUUGCAAAGGAUAAGGGAGUGGCAGCUGGUCUGGUCAGAAUGCACUUCCAUGAUUGUUUUGUCAGGGGUUGUGAUGGAUCGGUUCUGAUCGACUCGACUCCUUCAAACACGGCAGAGAAAGACUCCCCGGCCAACAAUCCCAGCCUCCGGGGGUUUGAAGUGAUCGAUAAUGCCAAGGCGAGGCUGGAGACCUUGUGUCCCGGGAAAGUCUCUUGUGCAGAUAUGGUUGCUUUUGCUGCAAGGGACAGCAUUGAGUUAACUGGAGGGUUGGGCUAUGAUGUUCCUGCUGGGAGAAGAGAUGGCAGAGUUUCACUGGCUUCUGAGGCAUCGGCAAAUCUGCCCCCUCCUUCCUUUAAUGUCGACCAGCUUACUCAGUCCUUUGCAAAGAAGGGGCUCACUCAAGAAGAAAUGGUUACUCUCUCUGGAGCACACACCAUUGGCCGCGCUCACUGCACGUCCUUUAGUAACAGACUCUACAGUUUCAAUGCGACCAACAGCCAGGACCCCAGUCUGGAUCCCCUGUAUGCGGACCAGUUGAAGAAGCAGUGCCCACAGGGUAGCACAGACCCGACCCUAGUAGUUCCAAUGGACCCGGCUACCCCAACCGUUACUGAUGUAGGCUACUACAGGGCUGUCCUGGCUAACAAAGGGCUAUUCACUUCGGACCAGACCCUUCUCACGGACACAGUAACAGCCAGCCAGGUUAAUCAAAAUACACUGAACCCUGCCUCGUGGAAAAGCAAAUUUGCGGCUGCAAUGGUGAAGAUGGGUCAGAUUGGGGCUUUAACGGGUAGUGACGGAGAGAUAAGGAUAAACUGUAGGAAGAUCAACUGAAGAGGGGAAAGGACCAGGAGAUAUGUAAUCUUAAGGCUGGGAUUACUUGUCUUCUAUCUCAAGUUUGGUGUGAUUUGUGUUUGUGUAUGGCUGUCUCUACUAUGCUUCAAUGUGUUAAAAAGUAUAAUACAAGCAGCAAGGCUUGUAUCUCUUUCA
Molecule: messenger RNA, 1188 nt
Organism: Diospyros lotus (date-plum)
Lineage: Eukaryota; Viridiplantae; Streptophyta; Magnoliopsida; Ericales; Ebenaceae
Product: peroxidase 5-like
Exons: 4
Coding region: 55-1032 (325 amino acids)
Biological process (GO): hydrogen peroxide catabolic process; response to oxidative stress
Cellular component (GO): plant-type cell wall; plasmodesma
Molecular function (GO): heme binding; peroxidase activity
Source: RefSeq, a predicted model, not a curated record